Amoebophrya sp. A25 is the source of this 2573-nucleotide messenger RNA. NCBI's taxonomy places the organism in Eukaryota, Dinophyceae, Syndiniales, Amoebophryaceae. The record is from the annotation of a GenBank genome assembly.
CGAAAAUUGAAAGCUUUCCGUCCGUCUAAAUUUCGACAAUGAAGAAAAAGAAACGGUCGUACUCUGUCACGUCUAGUGGGAAAACAAGAAGAAGAAAUAGAACAAGGUAGGAACAAUUUUCUAUCAAAGAGAAGUGACGAUUGAUGGCUCAUGUACUAAUUGGAGGUGGAAGAAAAAGAAUUAAGUAACGGAACUUGUACUACCUUAAAGUGGGCGAAGGAGAGAUAGGAUUCAUCUUUAUUGGAUUGUAGUAUCUUGACCUCCUCUAAGGCCAAAAGAUGUCGUUUCGUGAACUGCGAAAUUUUUGCGAGAUCAUGCGAUCUCUGGGAUAUCAUCGUCCGAUAUCCAUGGAAAAUUUCCGACAACCGAAUUUCGAACUAGUGUUAAGGGAGCAGUUUUUCGUAAAUGAAAGCGUAUCAAGGUGUCCGAUGGAUGUUUCUUCGUUAGAGCACAGGACUCACACGGGAAUCCUCGAGUAAGGAAUCUUGAAGAGAUACGUAAAGCCUAGGAUGUGAAGUAAUAUAUAUGUUGAGGAGCUCUAAGCCAAGCAGAUCUUUUGGAUUGGAUUCUUCAUCGCUACGAUUCGUCUGCUGCGGUUCCCGACGAUAUAUCGACCGAACAAUGCCGCGUGCAUUUUCUGACAACCUGUUGUCGGUUAAUACUAGACAAAACGAAUAUAAAGGUAAAUCCGCGGAAGCUGUACGGGGCGGAUGGAUACGCGGUGAAGGAGCUGUUAAGGUACUGAUCUGUGUUCUAUGUCGUGGUUCUAAUAGUUGUACGAGUAACCGUAGCUCCGCGAGCUACUUUCAAAAAUAGUUGUUCUUGCAUUCCUACGUCGUUCGUCUGCUCUGCACUGCCAGGGUAGCGCAAAUGCUAUACGACGCUCAGAAAUCGAUAACGCAAAAUCUAGCGAGCGAAGCGGAGAUGGAGACGAGCGCGUUUUCAUUAUCUUCAAAGCUGCACGACUUGAAGUCCACUCGCUCUCUGUGUUCCUCGAUAGUAGACAGCGGAGCGACCCUCCACGAGCUACUCAUGAAAGAACACACCAAUCGGGAAGAGAGACAGAAGGCGCUCAGGUAUCAAAUAACUCUCCUUCGUUGUCCUAGAGUCACUGUCUUUUGUGUGGCGACCUGCUUUCAUACUUUUCGUCCAUCAGCAUCGGAAGAGCUAAGAAUAAACAUGAUUACAGGUUUCUCGACGGUAUAUCCCGAAAUUUGGAGAGCAACAGUGAGCAGGAGAUUGUCGAGCGCAGUGUGACGCGACUAUUGAAUACACAUACAGAGAAAGUGACAAGUCUCAGGCAGACGGUCGACGAGCUCUCAAGGGACGAGAAGAAUCUCGAAUCAAAAAUCAAGAAGAAAAAGCAAGAAUUUUAAGGCAAGCUUAAAAGGUCAUGGUAGGUCGUGGAGAACUACUAAACCAAGUAUAUUCAGUUAGAGCUCCUACUUACUUAGAUUUUUGAGAGGAUGCGCGGCAGCAUUCUAGGGGAAUCGCGAUGCAUGUACGGGGGCUCAGCCAGGUAAGCAUAGUUACACCGUUGUCACCUCUAAGAACUGGAUCGUUGUAGUGCGCGAUUAGGGCAGCUUACUAGCGUGCGGCCUGCUUUCAUGGACGAGUACGAAAAGCUAGAGGAGGAGCUAGCGAAGGUAAUACCCCUGGUGAAGGGGCAUGGAGGGAUAACUGUUGUAACAAGAACACAAACACGAAAACUUCAAAACUUCUGCUCUGUACUACUACUACUCAUCGUCAUCUUGACAACAACUCUUCCUUCAAUCACGCAGGUUUACGACAGCUAUGUGCAGAGGUUCCGGAAUCUGGAUUAUCUGGAGUACGAACUCGAUCAUUUGAACAAAGAGGAAGAGGAGAAGAUGGAGCAGAAUGCAAGGGAGUUGAAGAGACUUCAGAAACGCCUGCGGGAAGAGGAGUGGCGCAUGCUCAGAGGUUCUUUCUCUUCCUUGCAUGUUUAUAGUCACCUGCUAGCUACGAUUUUUACAAUCAACAUGAUUAGUUUUUGUAGCUAGAAGCGAAGAAUUGAGCGUGCCCUCUACGUGCACGAGCAUGUGCAACGGAGAAGUCUAGCUGAAAUAGCCUGGAGGCAGUGGUAGAGCAUGCUCUUUAUUGUACUUACUAUAAACAAAGGCGACGAGGAUGGCGACACUUCCGCGAGUAAGCCAAGCGUUGCUGCUGUGCAGCGACCGCGAGCGAAAAGCCAGGUCACAGGGUCUAUGCUUGCCGUAUCGGAAGGAUCGAGUGAAAGUGACGACGGGAGCUCCGAAGCCAUAAGCGUCGGAAGGAGCGAGUAUUCGUUCUCAAACUCGUAGCUACAACGCAUGCUGAUCUUGAAAGAAACAGACUUUUUCUUAGUAAAUUGCCCAUGAUAACGGGGACGUGUGCAACGUUCUGCACCACGCAGUGUCGUCUAAGUAAAAGCAGCAUUUCAACCAUCAACUUACACUUCACCUCUCAGGGGCAGCGACCAUCCGCUUAGCAUAUCUGGAUCUGACGAUAUAUUGGAGCAGUCAGAAGAGAGUUCUCCACGUGCGGGUGGCGGCGGCAACGACCACAACUUCUAA